Molecule: messenger RNA, 1550 nt
Organism: Juglans microcarpa x Juglans regia
Lineage: Eukaryota; Viridiplantae; Streptophyta; Magnoliopsida; Fagales; Juglandaceae
Product: rhodanese-like domain-containing protein 8, chloroplastic
Exons: 8
Coding region: 89-1393 (434 amino acids)
Source: RefSeq, a predicted model, not a curated record
CGGACCCUCGAAAAGUUGUUUUGUAUGGAGCUCUGUCAAGAGAACGGAUAAUCUGAGCGGAUGAAUUAGAAGAGGCGAGGCAGGGACAAUGGGGGGUGGUUCUGCGGUUAUCACCGGUGCUUUCACCCCGGCAUUCUCAAUCCCUACGCUUCCCGGUAGAAGCAGAAGCAUUGGUAAACUUAAAGAUAAGCCUCUCAUACGGUUUCAGAGGCAUUCCAAGUUCUGCUCAGCUUAUUUUAGCCACCUAAAGCGAAUGGUCAACAACGGCAAGUGCGACAUUUCUGCACAAUGCAGUCUCGGCGAGGCAGAGGAGCCUUCAGAGGAUGAUUUUGUCGUAGUGAAUUUUUAUCAUUUUGUGUUCAUCAAAAACCCAGAGGCCGAGGUCGCCAGGCACCUCUCCUUCUUAGAGGGUCUUGACAUAUAUGGCCGGGUGUAUCUCAAUGAACAAGGGAUAAAUGCACAGUACAGUGGGCCUUCAAAAGAUGCUCUUCUGUAUGUCAAAUGGUUGAGAGAAGAUUAUAGAUUUUCUGAUAUUUUGGUUCAGAUUUCUCCAGCAUUUAAUGGUCAUGCAUUUCCAAAACUGAAGUUGCGGUAUAAGUCUUCAUUAUUGCAGAUGGAAGGAGGCAUUUUACAUCUUCCUUUGCUCGACCCUUCUAUGCGAGCAACACCUCUACCACCUUCAAAAUGGAGAAAAAGAUUGGAAGCAGUGGAUGGAAUUGAUCAUGCUUCACAUGAGAAUUGUAGUUCAAACUAUAUUCUGUUGGAUGUGAGAAAUGGUUAUGAAUGGGAUAUUGGUCAUUUCUCUGGAGCUCAACGACCUUCGGUAGACUGCUUUAGGAGCACUUCAUUUGGGCUAUCGCCGAUACAGAAUGUUGCAUCAGAUCCUUUAGCAUUUGCUGACAAAGAAAAUACAGACAUAUUGAUGUAUUGUACUGGAGGUAUCCGUUGUGAUGUAUAUUCUACAAUUCUGAGACAAAGGGGCUUCCAAAAUGUGUACUCCUUGAAGGGCGGUGUUUCUCAUUAUUUAAAGAAUGAAGGUCCUGCAAAAUGGAUUGGGAAUUUGUUUGUGUUUGAUUCCCGUCUUUCUCUUGCCCCUUCUGCCUACAAGCCUGAAGCCAUUGUUAAAGCAGCCAGGAGUGAAGAAGUUUCUGGUAGUAAUACAUUUGCCAGAUGCUACAUAUGUGGUUCUCAGGUUGUUGAGCUAAGGCAUCGUAACUGUGCAAAUCUUGACUGCAACCUGCUUUUUCUAUGCUGUACAGAUUGUAUGAAGGAACUAAGAGGAUGUUGCUGUGUAAGUUGCAUUACUGCCCCUCGACUCCGACCCGUUUUGCCUGGUCAUCAAAGAUACAGAAAAUGGCACGUGUAUCGUGAUUUGAAAUGCAAAGUAAGUUGACAGCUUGAUCAAGACGCUUAUGCUGGGGAUGUUUAUUGUAUGAGCAAGAGUUGCCACAGUUUAUUGAAAUUUCUUGUUCCUGCAAGUGGUCUUAGAUAAUCUGCUUAAGCAAUCUUCAUCCAUGGUGCAGAUGUAUAAAUAAAUACUAAUAUUUACU